Molecule: messenger RNA, 996 nt
Organism: Parnassius mnemosyne (clouded apollo)
Lineage: Eukaryota; Metazoa; Arthropoda; Insecta; Lepidoptera; Papilionidae
Source: the annotation of a GenBank genome assembly
AUGGCUGCACCAAUUAAAGUAGUAGUGACCGGGGCUGCUGGACAAAUUGCGUAUUCUCUUUUGUAUCAAAUUGCUUCCGGUGCUGUAUUUGGUCCUGACCAGCCAGUAUACUUACACCUGCUUGACAUAGCUCCAAUGAUGGGAGUUCUAGAAGGUGUUGUAAUGGAACUUGCCGAUUGUGCACUACCACUUCUCACUGGUGUUCUCCCCACUGCUAACCCUGAAGAGGCUUUCAAAGAUGUUGCUGCUGCCUUUUUGGUUGGAGCUAUGCCCAGAAGAGAGGGAAUGGAAAGGAAAGACUUACUUUCGGCUAAUGUACGCAUUUUCAAAGAACAAGGUCAGGCAUUGGAUAAAGUGGCUAAAAAAGAUGUAAAAGUACUUGUUGUAGGUAACCCUGCAAACACCAAUGCUCUGAUUUGUUCUAAAUAUGCUCCAUCUAUUCCAAAGGAAAACUUUACUGCUAUGACACGACUUGAUCAGAACCGCGCUCAGUCUCAGUUAGCAGCAAAAUUGGGAAUCCCUGUGCAGGAUGUUAAAAAUGUAACUAUUUGGGGCAAUCACUCAUCCACACAGUUCCCCGAUGCUUCUAAUGCCAUUGCUAAGAUUAACGGGGUUGAGAAACCAGUCCCUGCUGCUAUCAAUGAUGAUGAAUAUCUGAAAACCACAUUUGUCACCACUGUACAAAAGCGUGGUGCUGCUGUUAUAGCUGCCAGAAAAAUGUCUUCAGCUUUGUCUGCUGCUAAGGCAGCAUCUGACCACAUGCGGGAUUGGUUCUUGGGCACUGGAGACCGCUGGGUAAGCAUGGGUGUUGUGUCUGAUGGUUCAUAUGGCACCCCUCGCGAUAUUGUCUUCUCUUUCCCUGUAACCAUCAAUAAUGGAAAAUGGAAGAUUGUUGAGGGCCUUACUAUCUCAGAUUUUGCCCGACAAAUGUUAGAUAAUACAGGAAAGGAGUUAGUAGAAGAAAAGCAGGAUGCUUUGGAUGUCUGCAAGGAUUGA